Molecule: messenger RNA, 709 nt
Organism: Drosophila nasuta
Lineage: Eukaryota; Metazoa; Arthropoda; Insecta; Diptera; Drosophilidae
Exons: 3
Coding region: 129-602 (157 amino acids)
Source: RefSeq, a predicted model, not a curated record
UAUCAAACCGAAAACUGUCAAAAUAGAAUAAAUGCCUCAAAUAAAACAGGCAAACAAAAUAAGUUUGGAAAACUGCAAAGAAAAACAUUGAAUUUUAUUCUCUGGAAUCGAGCGAUAACGAUAGUAGCAUGCUCAAGGGAAUUGAUGUGGCCACAGCCACCGAGGCCACAGAUGAUUCCAGCCUCGAGCUGGACAAUUUAGAGCGUCAGUCUGAAGCCUCUACUCUGCCAAGUGGAAGUCGUCUCAAUCCCGAUGCACCGGACUUUGUGCCCGGCUUAAGCACCGGAGCCGGUUUGCUGGCCAUCAAAAUAGUGAACGAAUUAUCGGAUUAUCCACGCUGGAGCAAUGCCGCCAGCGACACAGUGGACACAUAUGGACCACGUUACGACAGCAUCUGGCGUGAGAAUUGUCUGCGAGCUGAGAUGGACGCAGAGGCAGUAGUUGAAGCACUGAAUGCCAGCGGCAUAGAGCUUGUGGGUGACGUGGGGCAACAGUCGCCAAUGGACAAGAGAUCGUCGAAGACAGCCAGCGAUUUGGAGACAACAUCGACAGCAACAACCACAGUGAACGGACGUUGCUGUGACAACUGUGCGCUGAUGUAGGGUGAACUGGAAUUUCUAUAUAUGAUAUUUUUAAAGGUAUUUUAUGACUUUUCGCUUUUGCCAAUUGUGAACUUAUUAAAGAUUUGUCGCGUUGAUGUGAAUAUGGU